CGACGCAGGCUGGGGCUUCGGACUGGGAGCAAGCACAAAACUGCUAUUUAGAUUGUACCAGACGCAAAGAUGGUGACGGCAUCAGCAGCAGCAGGAGCGGCAGUAGCGCCGUGGGAGCUGGUUAGGCCAGAAGAGCAGCUGUUUGUGCUGAUUACGGGUGCCAAUAGCGGCAUCGGCCUCGGUACGGGACAACGCCUGAUCGACGAGUUUCUGGCGACGCGGUCGCUCACCGCACACCUGAUCCUCAUCCCCACGACGCGGUCGUCGUCCAAGUCUCUGGUGGCCAUCCAGACCCUCCGCGCACACGCCGAACAAGCAGCAAAGACUUCAACUGCACUACGAUCACGGGCGGGCGACGACUACUGCUGGGAGGACGCGGCGCGGCGCAUCCACGUGCUGAGCCUGACGCUGGACCUGUGCGACCUGCCCGGCGUGUAUGCCUUUGCAGCGCGGCUGGUGGGCGGGACGGUGAGCAACCCGGAGGGCCUUGAGGGCGAGUAUCUGCGCAAUGUCCGCAUCCCACGGCUGGACACGGUGGUGUUCAAUGCGGCGUACGGAGGCUGGUCGGGGUGCAACUAUCCGCUGGCUAUAUGGAAGAUUUUGUCGCAGGGGCUGGUAGAGGCCGUGACAUAUCCGACGUUUAAGAACUCGUUGGCGACGAGAAUAUUGAACGAGCAGGAGAGCUACGGAUACCCCCAGAAGCCUCUCCUCGGCGAAGUCUUUUGCGCGUGCGUCUUUGGCCACUACAUGCUCGCCCACCAGCUGCUACCACUACUGUCUCGCCGCUCCACCAGCGAAUCCCGCGGCCGCAUCGUCUGGUCCUCCAGUAUCGAGGCCCUCGGCCACGCCUACAAUCCCAGCGACAUGCAGUGCUUCCUCAAGCCCGAGGCGUACGAAUCUGUCAAGCGUCUUACCGACAUCCUCGCUCUGACGUAUUCGCUGCCUUCGGUCCAACCCUUUUCGGGAGCUUUCUUGACUCUUGAUGAGGAAUCAGGCGGAGAUCCUGAGGAGAAGCCUAUUCCACCGAAGAUGUACCUCAUGCACCCUGGUAUUGUGGCCAGCACCUUGUUCCCCGUGCCCUGGUUCUUCUACUGGGCGUAUGAGCUUGCUCUUGUCAUUGCACGUUGGAUUGGGUCGCCGUGGCACCCUGUUGAUGGCUACAAGGGCUCCGCAUCAACGACUUGGCUUACGCUGCAGGACCAGGCGGCGCUGGAUGAGAUGCAGGCCGACCGCGUCAAAUGGGGCAGCAGCUGUGAUAGGCAUUUGGUGUCGGACGCCAAGAAGACAGAGGUCGUGGGCUGGGGGUGGGAAGGCAAGCCGGAGACGGCCGAGACGAUUGCUGCCGACACGGCUAAGGGAGUGCUGCACAAGUCGGUAGGGAGACGUUUGGGGGCGAAGAAUGUCACGCAGGAGGAACUGAUUGAGUUUGAACUAGAGGGAGCCAGGGCAUGGCAGGAGAUGGAGAAGAUGAGGCUGAAGUGGGCCAAGAUUAUAAAGGAGAACAAAGAGUAG
Messenger RNA from Trichoderma virens Gv29-8, 1512 nucleotides. RefSeq lists its product as uncharacterized. Gene Ontology annotation, cellular component: endoplasmic reticulum membrane; lipid droplet; mitochondrial outer membrane. Gene Ontology annotation, molecular function: 3-beta-hydroxysteroid 3-dehydrogenase (NADP+) activity. Lineage: Eukaryota; Fungi; Ascomycota; Sordariomycetes; Hypocreales; Hypocreaceae. The record is from RefSeq and is a predicted model, not a curated record. The coding region runs from base 70 to 1512 and encodes 480 amino acids. Gene Ontology annotation, biological process: ergosterol biosynthetic process. The transcript has 3 exons.